AUGAAGUUAUUUGGUGUUCCGGUGACCGACUGUGACGAAGUCCCCGUCACAGUACCACAAGAUGGUGACAACAAAAGAUUCGAGUGUCAAUAUUGUGACCGUGGAUUCCCUAAUUCUCAGGCAUUGGGUGGUCAUCAGAAUGCACACAAGAAAGAACGGCAGAGAGCGAAGAGGGCCCAGUUUGAAAGCGAUCAUCAUCAAUAUCCACGGUUCAGAAUGGCUGUCCCUGUACACAAUCACCAUGCAGCUCGAUCAGGACCGUUGAUUCAUUCAAGUGGGUCCCCAUCCCUAAGUAGUAACACCAAUGUUGCCUGCUGCUGCUCUUCGUCGUUCCGGUCAGCGUGUGAGUGUUGCGUAUAUCCACCGCAGGUGAUGGCAGAGUUUCCUCCCCGAUCACCACCUCAUUGGUUCCACGCUGGAGAGCCACGUCAGGUGGCAUUGGUGGGCUCGGAUGAUGACGUGGUUCCCUCAAAGUCUCUGAUGGAUGAUGAUAAGGUGGACGUUGAUCUUCAUCUUUGA
Camellia sinensis is the source of this 519-nucleotide messenger RNA. The record is from RefSeq and is a predicted model, not a curated record. NCBI's taxonomy places the organism in Eukaryota, Viridiplantae, Streptophyta, Magnoliopsida, Ericales, Theaceae.